ACUGAAAGAAAACUUCACAAAUUCGUCAAUCGAAUUGCGUCAUUUUUGCUCUUAUAGGUAAGUUCCACUUGCCGUUCGUGAGCGUUACCCUAUCUUUGUUUACCUUUCAAUGAAAAACAAAUGAUUCUAUAAACCUUGCAAACGACAAGUGGAACUUACUCUAGAUCUCUUGGUGUUCUUAUAUCACCCCACUAUGCUAUUUCUCAUUCCUACUACUUUUCUUGUCCAAUCAUCGCAUCACUAAACAAGGGGUGCUUUCCACUUACUAGUGUGAGUGAGACACACUGAUACGCUCUUUCUCACACUAAUGGACACUGUGUUACACAAUGUCGUCUGUAUACGUGGCUGGAAAGCACCCUUCGUUUUUUGACCAUUCCCUUUCCAGACAAGAUAGAGAAUGCGCAGUUUAUUUCUGAUAUGUUUAUGUGAGCUGAAUUGGGUGUGGUUGGAUAAGAUCCUGAUUUAUAUAGAUUAAAAAGUUCAAGGUUUUCUCAAUAACAAGUGUAUGAUAGUAGUGUUUUAAAUUCAAGUAGGCUGGCUGAAGAGCAUAAGAGCAUAAGACACGGUAAACAUAAAACAAAUUUUUUACUUGAUAAUUUGAUUUAACACACUAUGCAAAUUCAGUUUUUACAGAGCAAAUCUGCAUUUGCUCAUAUUGUGAAUAUUGCAUUAAAAACGAAACAAUUAGUUUUAGAUAUUUGUUAUCUUCUACUUGCUAUAAUAUCAAAUCUUCUUUCAGAUGGCAUUGGAACGUUUCCCGCGAGGAGAGAAAAAACUCAAUGUAAACAAUUCUUUAGAUCUAUUGGAUAAAAAGCGUGAGCAGAAGAAAAAACAUAAAACUCAGACAAAAAAAGGGAACAAUAAAAGUACAAAGGACACAAGUCUUCUCAAUGUAGUACACUGUUUACGUAAACAAGAUAUACAGGAAAAAAUGACGAUUCUUGGUCGAGUUGAUACUGUAAUUAAAGAUGAAAUAUUUGUGUCUCUACCUGGUGGUAAUUAUGGAAGUGUAACGCCUUUCGAUCUCAGCCGAUUGUAUUCAGACGGAAUCACACACAAACUUUUAUUUGACACUAGUUUGAAUUCGACUCAUUUACUUCAAGUUCAACCUAUAUCAAACUUGUAUAAUCCUGGUGAUUACGUAGUAUGUUAUAUCAAGAGGAAAUAUUGUAAAGAUAACAUUUUAAAGAUUUCUGUAUCUCUGGAUCCGCAGUUGAUAAAUCAAAAAGUUCCUAGUAGUUUUCUCGCAGAAGGUGUAAAAAUUGUUUGCACCAUUAUGAGCGUGCAAGAGAAUGGAUAUGUGAUUGACACGGGUAUAGUUAAUGUCAAAGCAUUUUUAGCUAGCGAGAAUAUUGACGACGGGAAGUCUUACUUGCCAGGUAAUCAAUUGUUUUGCGUCGUUAAAGAGAUACAAACGGCAGAUCACGUUUCUAUCGUUCACCUGACAGCCAAGAAGAAGACAAUUGAUAAAGUCAGCACGUACGACACGAUGUUCUUAGACAGUAUAACACCUGGAACGCAAUUGUCCCUUCGCAUUGUGAAGCGCAUCAAGAAUGGCUUCCAAGUUGCAUUCGGAGAAAACAUCAUCGGAUACGUACACGACUUGCACUUGGACAAAGAUAUAAGUAAAUACAAAAACGAUAUGGAAGUUACCGGCAUGUUAUUGUACGUGCUACCCAUUGUGAAACAGGCGUAUUUUUCUUUAUUGAUCACCGAUUGUAAAAAGAAAUUCAAUUACGGCGAUUUCAUAAAUAAGGCUGUAGUUUUACAAAUAAGAGAAAAGGAAGAGAUAUUGGUCAGAUUGCCUUUCUCCUCUGACAAACCGUCAGUAAACCAUGCUUUUGGAUUAAUACCUCUAUUCAAAAGUGUUUUUCCGUUUGACAAGAUACCGACUAUCUACGCACCGGGUACUACACAUAAAUGCAGAAUACGUGGAUACUGGUGGAUAGAACAGCUUCACUUGUGUUCAAUGGAAUACUAUACCUUUUGCCUACAGUCGGAGGCAAAAGCCUAUUCAUUUAGAGAUUUUAAAAUUGGCGAUGUUGUUGAGGUACAAGUCACAGAUGUUAAGAAGAAUCACGUAUUUGUGAAAACAAAAUUUAGUCGUGGGUUUGUACCACCGGAACACAACAACGGUGCGCGUCAAUUUAUCGGUGGAGAAUCUAUUCGGGUGGGAGUUUUGAGUAUAGAUCCAUGGACGUCUUGGGUAAAGUUUACCAUGAGAUUGUACAGCGACCUGCCGAUUCUAUGCGACAUUUCGCAGGCGAAAUGCGGAUCGAUAUAUCACGGUACAGUGGUGAAAGUUCGAAAAAAUUGCUCGAUUAUAAGGUUUUACGAAGAUGUCAAAGGAUAUGUGCCGCACUCCAUAUGUCCAAGGUGUUUUGAUAAUCGCUCCCAAAAAAUUGGCAAAAUUGUAAAAGUACGCGUCAAAUCGAUAGAUGAGAAAAAGAAGAAAAUGAAAUUAGAGUUUGUUUCUACAGGACCGCAGAAUAAUAGUGUCUCCAUAGAUCUCGGACAAGAAGUUCGUGGGAUAAUUAUUAGAAAACAGGAAUUCGGAGACAUGGACGGGAUGCUUACCGUACAAGUAUACAUUUCUAACGAAAUAUACAUAACCGGUUUCUUACCGGCAGGUCAUAUGGCUCCUUGUAUUAAACUCGGUUAUAAAAUAAUGCGGGAGUAUAAACUUGGAGAUAUAAUUACAGCCUAUGUUUUUAAUACAGUACCAACGUUACUGUUGUCACGUGCUUACAAGUUCAAAUUCGAUGCAAAUAGAUUCAGUUGGUUGAAAGAGAACAGUUUUAUUCUAUGUUCAGUCGACGAUAUAUUAGAAAGCACCGUGAGAGUUGUUUUACCCGUUAAGCAAAUAUAUUGCAAAUAUGCAAAAUUGUCAAAACGAGACACCAGCAACUUCAAAUUGUUGCAUAAACAUCAGUUACUAUAUGCCAGAAUUAAAACUAGUGACAAUCAAGAGAAGCGAGUAUAUCUGACGCAGAAUUUGACCGAAAUUUGGGGAACGCUUGACGAAGAUAGGAAAAAAGAUUUAUUGACGACCCCGUUAAUAGCGUAUCUCUACGCAACGAAAGAAUUAAACAUGAGAUUUGAACAACUGGGCCACCCGCUUGCGAGGAUAACUUUAGGUCAGACAGUUUUUGGCGUCAUUGUGAGUUGCGAUAGCGACGGUGUUGAGAUACGCUUGUCUGACGGAGUCAAGGCUAUCGCAAAGAAAGAACACAGUUACGGUAACAAUAGAAACGGUAAGUUGGUAAACAGCGUAGUCCUUUGGAAAGACGACUGUCUUUACGUGUCUCUGUUACCGGAAGUAAUGAACAGCAUCAGCUCGAAACAAGAUACGCUGCCCGCACUUCCCCUCAGGAUUACGUUGAUAGCCGAAAUUCUAAUGAUAACCGAGUGGUUCGUACUCGUGCUAGUAAAACGCAACAAUUCGGGAUAUCUGGCGUGUCUACCUGUCCGGCGAAAUUUAAAUCACUUCUCUCCCGAUUUGCCAUGUUACAAGGUGCAUGCUAAAAUUCGCGUGUAUUGUGUAUCAAACAAAAACGAUUUCUCUAUGCCAGUUUGCAUGUUGGAGUCGGAAUAUGAAAAUUUGAGAGCUACGAGCGAAACAGUAUCGAAGUCAAGUUGCGGCCCAAACAGCAAAUCGUCGAAGAGAAAGAAACUGUCCAACGGGAACGAUGUGACUCGUUCAAAGAAGAUGAAAAAAAUCUGAAAACUUUGGAAGAAGAGCGAAUAAAGCGACGAUUUCAAAACAAAAAAUGCGAAACAAAGACACGAUGUGUUACAAAAAUAAAUAUAUGUUGAAGAAUAUAUCUUUGUGAUGCGUGUACUUUUUACACUUUUGUUUU
Molecule: messenger RNA, 3860 nt
Organism: Pseudomyrmex gracilis
Lineage: Eukaryota; Metazoa; Arthropoda; Insecta; Hymenoptera; Formicidae
Product: protein RRP5 homolog
Exons: 4
Coding region: 740-3724 (994 amino acids)
Biological process (GO): rRNA processing
Cellular component (GO): nucleolus; small-subunit processome
Molecular function (GO): RNA binding
Source: RefSeq, a predicted model, not a curated record